This is a messenger RNA of Ilex paraguariensis (yerba mate), 3098 nucleotides long. The record is from the annotation of a GenBank genome assembly. Lineage: Eukaryota; Viridiplantae; Streptophyta; Magnoliopsida; Aquifoliales; Aquifoliaceae.
AUGUAUGUGUUCAUUACAGGGAGGUCCAUUUUCCUCGAGAAGUUCAAGAAGAAAUACCCAGAUUCAUCUACCACCAAAAAUCAAAGGUCGAUCUCACUGGAUCAGCUAUGGAGAAAGGGCAGGCAGACCUUAGAAUUAUCAUCAGUUCUGCUGGAAAUUUGGGAAAUUAGACCCAUUUUGAGAAUUAGAGGCAACGCAAUCACAAAGAACACUUCCAAGCUUAUGCAGAAGGAUUCUUGGAAGACCACACUGCUGUUAGCUUAUCAAAGUCUUGGUGUGGUAUAUGGGGACCUCAGCAUCUCCCCUCUCUAUGUUUUCAAGAGCACAUUUGCAAAAGACAUUCAUCACUCAGAAAGAAAUGACGAGAUUUUUGGAGUUCUUUCUUUUGUUUUCUGGACUCUAACUCUAAUUUCUCUCUUCAAAUAUGUCUUCAUAGUCCUCAGAGCUGAUGACAAUGGACAGGGUGGCACUUUUGCCCUUUAUUCAUUGAUAUGCAGGCAUGCUAAAGUGAGCCUUCUGCCCAACCGUCAAGUUUCUGAUGAAGCACUCUCUACAUAUAAACUGGAGCAUCCUCCAGAGAAAGUGAAUAGCUCAAGGGUGAAAAUGUUUCUUGAGAAGCACAAGUCCUUGCACACUGCUUUGCUAAUCUUGGUUCUUCUGGGCACUUGUAUGACUAAGAACAUGUUUCUUUAUGUAGUUUUUUCUGCGGUUUCUGGCCUUGAGUUUCUCAUAUCCAAAGAGCAUCACCAGCGCUUAGAAGCAAUGUUUGCCGAUCUUGGCCACUUCUCUUAUGCUGCAAUUCAGAUUGCUUUCACCUUUCUGGUUUAUCCAGCACUAAUAUUGGCAUAUAUGGGUCAAGCAGCUUACAUGUCGGAGCAUCACGAAACCAGUUAUAAUAUUGGUUUUUAUGACUCAGUACCAGGCUUAGAAGCAAUGUUUGCCGAUCUUGGCCACUUCUCUUAUGCUGCAAUUCAGAUUGCUUUCACCUUUCUGGUUUAUCCAGCACUAAUAUUGGCAUAUAUGGGUCAAGCAGCUUACAUGUCGGAGCAUCACGAAACCAGUUAUAAUAUUGGUUUUUAUGACUCAGUACCAGAGAGUGUGAGGUGGCCAGUGCUUGUAUUAGCCAUCCUUGCUUCCGUUGUGGGAAGUCAAGCAAUCAUCAGCGGGACGUUCUCGAUCAUCAACCAGAGCCAAUCACUUGGUUGCUUUCCAAGAGUUAAGGUUGUCCACACUUCUGAUAAGAUUCAUGGCCAGAUCUAUAUCCCUGAGAUCAACUGGAUGCUCAUGAUCCUCUGUAUUGCAGUAACUAUUGGAUUCAGAGACAUAAAACACAUGGGAAAUGCAACAGGAUUAGCAGUGAUGGCAGUAAUGCUAGUGACAACUUGCCUCACAUCCUUGGUCAUCAUCCUCUGCUGGCAGAAGCCUCCCAUUUUAGCUCUUUUCUUCCUACUUUUCUUUGGAUCUAUCGAAUUACUGUACUUCUCAUCUUCCCUGAUCAAGUUCCAUGAAGGUGCCUGGCUUCCCAUCCUUCUUUCCCUCUUCCUUGUCUCAGUCAUGUUUGUUUGGCACUAUACCACCAUUAAAAAGUAUGAAUUUGACCUACACAACAAGGUUUCAUUGGAAUGGCUAUUUUCCUUGGGACCAAGCUUGGGUAUUGCUCGAGUACCUGGAAUUGGCCUCGUGUUUACUGAUCUAACCUCUGACAUUCCUGCAAACUUCUCACGUUUUGUCACCAACCUCCCUGCCUUCCACCGUGUUCUUGUUUUUGUAUGUGUGAAAUCUGUGCCAGUCCCUUUUGUGCCCCCACCUGAGCAAUAUCUCAUAGGCCGGGUGGGUCCUGCUGCUCAUCGGUCCUACAGGUGCAUUGUUCGUCAUGGGUACUGUGAUGUUCAUCAAGAUGUCGAUUCUUUUGAAUCUGAACUAGUUAAUAGGUUGGCUGAUUUUAUCCGCCAUGAUUGGCACAAGUCACAUGGGAUAGUUAGUACAUAUAAUGAAGAUAAUGACUCUCAAUCUGGAGGAUCAUCAGGUGAGUGCAUAUUGGAGGCGAUAGGAACUGUGAAAUGUGCUUCCAUACAGGCUUUUGAGAUUGAGGAAAGUGUGGAACCAACAAAUGUAUCUGCUGAGUUCCCAACAGUUGAGAGUGUGAGCAGUGUAAUUGAGAAGGAUUCCAAUCAUGUCGUGGAAAGAAGAGUGAGGUUCACUAUUGGCAAUGAGUCUGAAGUUGAUUCUCUGCCUGAAAUGGAUGUGCAAUGGAGGGAAGAGCUAGAAGAUUUAUAUGUGGCUCGACAAGCAGGGAUUGCAUUCAUACUUGGGCACUCGCAUGUUAAAGCAAAACAAGGAUCAUCGUUCUUGAAGAGGUUUGCUGUCAAUUUUGGAUAUAAUUUCCUAAGUAGAAAUUGCAGGGGGGCAGAUGUUGCUCUAAAGGUGCCUCCAGCCUCUCUCCUUCAGGUUGGAAUGGUCUAUGUUGUCUAAGCUGUGAAGGGAACUAGUGUUGUUUCUUAUGUCACAUUGAGAGUGUAUGUGAAAGAGAUGUGUGAGAAACAUCCUUGCACAAACUAACAGAGAUACUGCUCCUUUUCCAGUUUUAAGCAUUUGGCAUUAUGGCAGAAAAGUAGAACUCUAUCAUUGUAUCAACAGAGGAUGCCUGGCUUCUCAGAUGAAACUAGUCCAAUGCUUUCGAUAACAAUCACCUCUCUGAUAUGGACUUUUCCAUGUUCUUCUGAAAUUGGCAAAAGGCUUUUGGAGUGUCUGAAGCAUGAAUAUGAAACUUGGGUAGUUUGAUCAUUAUAGUCAGCAUCAAAAUAUGGGUUCAUUGGAACAUCAGAAUGGCAGUUAUCAACAUUUCGGGUAGCAUGUUGCACUAAUUAUGGAUAGAGCUAGCAAAGCUCUCAUCAGGUUUUUCAAGUUCCCUCUUAUUUCUGCAUUUCGGAUCUAAUUGCUGAACCUUCUCAGACAUACAGUAUGGUUAACUGUCUCAUUCUUCUUCCUAUCUGAAUUAUAGUUUUCACUUCUUUAUCUAGUUUUCAAAGUUACUUUGGCUGGUGACAAAUCUUUUAGAUGGUCACUAAUUAUUAUCUUAAUCUCAUUUUCAUCCUUAU